Molecule: messenger RNA, 1476 nt
Organism: Truncatella angustata
Lineage: Eukaryota; Fungi; Ascomycota; Sordariomycetes; Amphisphaeriales; Sporocadaceae
Exons: 1
Coding region: 474-1169 (231 amino acids)
Source: RefSeq, a predicted model, not a curated record
GAGCAGUUCGCGUACGGAGAAAUCAUGCCGAAGCCAAUUAUAGAAAACGCAACAGUGGCUCGACCCCAUCUUUUUAGACUUUCACCUUGACUUGCACUCUCCCUCCACACCUAACGAAUGGGCUGACCCGCCCCGAGACAUGCCCUUGAGUAGUGGAUGCAUGUGCAACCACACCACUUUUAGGAUUGUUGCAUGGAUGUGCAGCACAUGGGGUUGCCUACUCGGGCCCGGCCCAGCUGGGCCUAUCGUGUUGGUGCAGAGGUAUGUCUCGUAUGCGGUGGCUUCAAGAGCAAUGGUCCAAAACCGCGUGCAACUCUGGGAGGUGCGGGGCAUAAAGAUAAGUUGACAGCAUCUCCCGCAUCCUAGCUGAGACUUUGACCUCACUUACCCGUGCAUUUCCACUCUGUGUUGCUUACAUAUGAUAUGGCUGCAAGGUGACAUCUCUUUUGCUUGAAUAUAUACUGGCUCUCACCAUGGCACCACAUCUCAUGUCGAAAAGGGAAGACGCCUUUGGGUCGUCGAACUCAAUAACAAAAUCGCCAUGGAUAUUAGUGGCAAUCAUUCUAAGUGCCUUGGUCAUUGCGAUGAUAAUCGUGUUUGUCGUCCUCUACUUCUUGAGGAAGAAGCGACUCGCCGAGGCAAAUCAACAACUACCUGUCAUCGGUGAUCGGCUCCAGACCACGGGGAGAAGGAGGAAGAUUAGUGCGGCAGACCGCAAGCAAGCCGAAGAAAUGGAAAGGAGUCUGAUGAUCCGCAAGUCGUUGGCCAGCCGCUCGACGUUCAGCACCAUUGGUUCACGUGACUCGCAGGUGCUACACAGCGCCAGGAGCUCGAGCAUUCUCAAUCACAACCCCUUCGAGACGGCGGAUGAGACAGGAGACAGCGAGGCCAAGGAUGACUGGAAGGAGUGGGAGGUCCGAGCCCAGACGGAGAGGAGGCACUCGAGACUGGAAGAACUGGCCAUGGGUGGUGGACGAACACAACAUCCCGCCCUGUCACGCGAGUUGCAAGACCUGCCCAUACCAAGACAAGCAAGAGUGGCAUUCCCAUCGGGCGAUGCCAAAGGACCACGAGAGAAGCUACCCCUUCCACCACUCCAUUCUCCACCGCCACCCCCCUAUCAGGGGACAUCGAGAAGACCGAAUGCCAUUAACAGGGAGUGGGUGUAAUCAUGUGUAACAAAACCGGUGUGUGGGACGGCGUCUUGGAGUUUUGCAGUUAUGUUUCGAACAAGAAACGACACCACGGGGUCAUAGGCGUUUUCGGAUGACAUACAAGCAUUUGAUUUGCGGCAUUGAUAUUGGAUACAACCUCUAUGGCAUUAGUAUGAGGUAUGAGGAGUUAGAUGAUUCUGAAAAGAAAGCACUCACACGAGAGGCAUGGUGGGGAAGGAUUGACCGAAAGAUAGCCUUGAUGAAUGAGCAAUAUCCUAUCAGUAUCACGAUAAAGCGACACAAAUAAAAUUACGUAUGUUUG